AGACUUCGUGGAAUACAUGUAGUCAUUAUAUUUUUAUCAGAUCUUUAAUAUUUCAUAUUUUAUUUCAUAUUUUAUCAACAUCACUAUAUAAAUACAUGGUUUUUUAUUCGUAUCAACAUUUUUCGAGAUGAAGUCGAUCGUGGUUGUUUUAUUGAGCCUAAUUUCCUUGGCACUUGUUGCUUGCGAUGAUUCAGUUAGUACUUCGACAGACACUCCGGUAAUAUCAACAGAGGUACCAGCACCGAUAUCGACAAGCCUUCGUGAAGAUAGAGUUUACGUAGACACUUCAAAUGUUCCCGACCCAGUCUACCAGAUAGAUGCCGUGGAAGCAUUCAAAGAAGCUAAGGCACUUCAUCCAGUUGACGGUAUAGCUUUGUUAAAAACAUUCUCCGAGUUGUUUAACGCCAAACAUAAAGUAUCUGGAGGAUGGAAAGUUGCUGAAAAAUAUGACUACUUUUACAAUCCAAAUAUAAACUACGUGUAUGUUGCAUUGGGAGUUAUAGAUGCUAAUGGAGAUAGGCUUGUUCUGAUAUUUAACUAAAAAAAUAAACCAUUUUAAUUGUUAACUCUCAGCUUUUAUUUCGACUUUCCAAAUAAAGAAACAUAAUUCGA
Molecule: messenger RNA, 612 nt
Organism: Diabrotica virgifera virgifera (western corn rootworm)
Lineage: Eukaryota; Metazoa; Arthropoda; Insecta; Coleoptera; Chrysomelidae
Exons: 2
Coding region: 128-541 (137 amino acids)
Source: RefSeq, a predicted model, not a curated record